AUGCGCUGGCGACCAUGUGAGAAUGCAAAGAUGCCAUUACCGACAAUUAUCAUUCUAUUCCUGAUAACAUUUGCAUUUGGUUCGAUAUUGUUCUAUCAAAAAGGAAGAGGCUUUUCGAUGGAUGACGUAUAUUUCAGUAUUAUCAGUUUUGCUACCGUUGGAUUCGGUGAUAAAUUUCCAACAGCAGAUGAUCCAUUACGCUUAAUUGCUAUGGUUUGUUAUUUGGUAUGGGGAAUGAUUCUGAUGACAACAACAUUUUCCAUCGUAAGUAGCUAUUUGAGAACGAUUCACUACUUGGGACGAAAGUUACGUGGAGCCCGUGAUGUACACGUUUGGUUUGGUGGUAAAAGUAUGAAAGUAUCGAAACUACUUGAAAUUGUUGCAGCUGAAUUAAAUGCAUCACCUCGACAGCUGAAGAGUGUACUGAGAGAUCUCGAUAGCUUGAUAUCAACAGCUGUUGAGGAAAAUCAACUAUUAUCAAGGCGAUCAUCUUUUCUGCUUAAAGGUCGCUGUUCCGUGAAAAAACGCAUUGGUUAUUCCUUACAGGGUAUUAACGAACGAAAAUCUCGUUAUGAUCGUUUGACAAUUGGGUCGCUUGAAACAGUACAAGAAGAUGGCAUAUUACUCCAUGAAAAAUUCAUCAAGGAACGACGAAAGAUUGAUAGGCAUCACUCGAUCGACUUAGGUGAACUAAGUAGGCGAACUAUUGUAAAAUUUGAAGUAUGA
Molecule: messenger RNA, 726 nt
Organism: Brugia pahangi
Lineage: Eukaryota; Metazoa; Nematoda; Chromadorea; Rhabditida; Onchocercidae
Source: the annotation of a GenBank genome assembly